This is a messenger RNA of Eruca vesicaria subsp. sativa (arugula), 863 nucleotides long. The record is from the annotation of a GenBank genome assembly. NCBI's taxonomy places the organism in Eukaryota, Viridiplantae, Streptophyta, Magnoliopsida, Brassicales, Brassicaceae.
AAACAAGUACGAAAAAAAUAUAAAAAUGUCAAGCAUCCCACUCUCUACGUUCGUAUUCUCCAUCCUUUUCCUCAUCUCCACCGCGACGGGCGCCACAUUCGAGAUCCUGAACCAAUGUGGUUACACCGUAUGGGCUGCCGCAAGUCCCGGAGGGGGCCGGCGUCUAAACUCCGGGCAGUCAUGGACACUAAAUGUUCCUGCUGGCACGUCUAUGGCACGGAUUUGGGGUCGGACCAACUGUAACUUUGACUCCUCUGGGCGUGGCCGCUGCGAAACCGGUGACUGUAGUGGUGGACUUCAGUGUACCGGUUGGGGCCAGCCACCAAACACGUUGGCUGACGCGAGCAGCUCGAGUUGCAAGCGGAUACUAUGCACUGCAGACAUAAACGGGCAGUGUCCGAACGUACUGAGAGCGCCUGGUGGCUGCAACAACCCGUGCACGGUUUUUAAGACGAAUGAGUACUGUUGUACAAAUGGGCAGGGAUCAUGUACGGACACACAAUACUCAAGAUUCUUCAAACAGAGAUGUCCCGACGCCUACAGCUAUCCACAAGACGACCCUACCAGCACUUUCACUUGCAGUAACACUAACUAUAGGGUCGUGUUUUGUCCAAGGGCUAGGCUUGGUGCUACUGGGACCGACGAGCUCCCAAUCAAGAUGGUCACUGAGGAGAAUUAAUGAAGAGACGAAUCUCCAUUGUAUGUGUCUGUGUGAGUAUGUACGCGUGACUAUCCCACUGAAUAAAUAAUAAUGAAAGCAAUAAGAGUAAUUAAAGUUGGUCGACCAAUGUACAAGUUGAACUGAAUUUGUCUCUUUCCCGUCAAACUUUAUAUAUUAUAGGUUAAAAAAUAAAAAUUCUACA